Molecule: messenger RNA, 1365 nt
Organism: Salvia miltiorrhiza (redroot sage)
Lineage: Eukaryota; Viridiplantae; Streptophyta; Magnoliopsida; Lamiales; Lamiaceae
Product: 2-alkenal reductase (NADP(+)-dependent)-like
Exons: 5
Coding region: 3-1154 (383 amino acids)
Molecular function (GO): 2-alkenal reductase [NAD(P)H] activity
Source: RefSeq, a predicted model, not a curated record
AAAUGAUCAUCACAAGUUACAAAAGGAACCAUCCAAGAAAAAUUAAAAAAAAACACACAACACACAGAAAGAGUUCAAGAAAGAAGAAGAAAAAACACACACAACACACACUGCAGAAAAUGGGAGAGGAAAUGAGAAAUCAGCAGAUUAUACUGAACAACUACGUGAAGGGCUCUGUGAGUGAAUCCGACAUGUCGUUGAGGAAUUCCACCAUCAUCUCGAAGAUUCCAAACGGCUGCGACGGCGCCGUUUUGGUGAAGAAUCUCUACUUGUCGUGUGAUCCUUACAUGCUUAGUCGCAUGAAAGAAAUUGAAGACAACUACGCUGGUUCUUUCAAACCUGGCUCUCCUAUGAAUGGAUAUGGAGUGUCGAAAGUGUUGGAUUCUUCACACACCGAUUACAAGAAGGGCGACCUCAUUUGGGGGAUGACUGGUUGGGAGGAGUACACCCUCAUUAAGGAUCUUGUCGACGUCUUUAAAAUUCAAGAUACCGAUGUGCCUCUCUCCUACUACACAGGACUUCUCGGAAUGCCGGGCAUAACGGCUUAUGUCGGAUUUUUCGAGCUUUGCUCUCCCAAAAAGGGGGAGACUAUUUUUAUUUCGGCUGCCUCCGGGGCAGUCGGUCAGCUCGUCGGUCAGUUCGCGAAGCUGACCGGAUGUUACGUAGUUGGAAGUGCAGGGAGCAAUGAAAAGGUUGAUCUCUUGAAGAACAAAUUUGGAUUUGACGAAGCAUUCAAUUACAAAGAAGAGCAAGAUUAUAGUGCAGCUUUGAAGAGGUACUUCCCCGAUGGCAUCGAUUUCUAUUUCGAGAACGUGGGAGGGAAGCUUCUAGAAGCAGUGCUUAGCAACAUGAGACUCCAUGGGCGCAUUGCAGCGUGUGGGAUGAUCUCGCAAUAUAGCCUCGAGCAGCCCGAAGGCGUGCACAACUUGUUUAACCUCGUAGCCAAACGGAUUCGUAUGGAAGGAUUUCUUGUUUUCGACUACUACCAUCUUUACCCCAAGCUUCUUGAGAUGGUUCUACCUCUCAUCAAGCAAGGGAAAAUCACCUACGUCGAAGACGUGGUUGAAGGCCUCGAGAGUGCGCCCGCCGCCCUAGUCGGCCUCUUCUCCGGCCGCAAUGUCGGGAAGCAGGUCGUUGUAGUUGCUCGUGAGUAGGUGGCAAUUGCUUGGGUUGUGUGAAAGCUUGGAAAUUAUUCAGAGCUCAAUUCGAAAAAAGUUCGUUCAGUAAAGCUUGAUCAAUAAACAAAUCAAGCUUGAGUUUGAUUGUAUUAAUUUGUUAUAUAUAAUUAGUAAUAAUUAUAUUAAAUCUUAAUUAACUCUAGUUGUUAUGAGAAAAUAAUUAAUAUAUUAUGUUAUUGUAAAGAAA